ACGGGUGAUCUUUCAGCAGAAAGUCUUGUGCGAUAAGGUGUUUGACCCAGAAAGAAUUGGCUAUUUCCUGAGUAGUUCACAGAUUGUACCAUUUCUGAGAAAUCUUGAUAAAAAGAGGCAUAAAGGAAAAAUGCUGAUUACACGCCAAAGAAGAGAGAUGACACUAGUAACACGAAAUGUGCAAGAUUUGUUAUGGAUUAUGGAUGGAUUAUGGUCAUGUAUUUGGAAUUAUUUACUUUUAGAAACAACUGAUGUUGACAGAGCUUGUGAAAUUAUUUAUUAGAUUUCUUCUAUAGAAGAGUAAUGACUCAUUGAUGAGACUUUAGUAAGUUAGACAAGCAUUGGAAAGAUUUUUGCUCUUCAAUUUAUUGCUUUCUUGUGCCUUGAAUUCUGUUGAUUGCUAGGAAAGGCUUGGGAACUUCACCUAGACGUUUCGUUGGGAGGUUAUGUUAGUCGGUUCCCCUUUAAUCUCCUGCCUAAAGAGGAGGGGUAGGGAAAAUUGUAGGGGCUAUGAGAAGGAGCUCGUGCACAAUUACCUGGGAUCCAGGUAAUAAGAGGGAUCUUCAAUUGUACGGGAUUCCAAUCCAUCUAAGCUGCAUUGUUGGCUGGUUAUGUGAGUUGAAUCCCCUAUAGUCUCCUACCCCAAGAGGAGGGGCAAGAAGAAUUGUAGGGGCUAUGAGAAGGAACUCUUGCUCAAUAACCUGGGAUCGGGUAAUAAGAGGGAUCUCAAUCCUUCUAAGCCGGGGUUCCUUUGGACCAUGUCCAUGUGGGUUUGGUUAUUUUUUACUCAUCUUCAAAAUCUAAGGGGCUCGGACCUUGUAGUCUUGCACAUGGGUGGAUGGCCUCGGGGUUUGCAACCUAUGAACUUUGCUGCCCUUUGCAUUCAGCAAUAUUAAGCAAAUGGUUUCGUUAUUACUCCACUAUAAUCCAUUGACCAAUACUCUUAACAUCUAUCUAACGCGUAAAUACAAGUAGCCUCCCUCUCUGGUUCUCUCCAUCUUUUUCUUUGCUACCAACUUCGUCAAAGUGGUUGACUUGUCUUGGGAUCAGCCCACCAUUUGGACGGCUCUGAUUGGCGAAAGGAUGGGCUGAUCUCUUGCUUGUCAACACCUACCCCAUAUAUAUGUUCUCUUUCCACACAUGGAGAGAUAACUAACUUAUUUAGGACGUCAACAUUUAUGUCUUGCUUUCGCCGUGAGUAGCGGUCGCUUGUAUUUUAAACACAGUUUGAAAGACCAUCCAUAAUCAUUUCUUUCACCUCUUCUCCUAAACAUGUUGCUUGUUCGAUUACCCUCCAAAAACCAACCCUCUCGGCUGAUAAACCUCGUUAUUGUCUUGUCUGCUGUAUGUAUAGUUUAUCUACUUGUGUCACUAUUCUUCUCAUCUUCAAAGCUCUUGCAUACAUAUCCUUCAUCUGAAGGUGUUUAUGCACCAACCUCUCUUGAGCAUAUUGUGUUUGGAAUUGCUUCUAGCAAGAACUCUUGGCCUAGGAGGAAAGAGCAUGUUCGGCUUUGGUGGAAACCUCUUCAAAUGAGAGGCUGCGUGUUCCUCGAAAGCCAGCUUCCGCCUGAUGAACAAGCGAAAGACUAUGGCUUGCUUCCUCCGGUGUGCAUCUCUGAGGACACUUCAAGAUUUCGUUACACUUACCGGAACGGUCCAAGGUCGGCAAUUCGUGUGGCGCGUGUUGUUUCUGAGCUUGUGGCGCUCAACCAUUCUGGUGUGCGUUGGUAUGUCUUCGGGGACGAUGACACGGUUUUCUUUCCGGAUAAUUUGGUGAAGACACUUUCAAAGUAUGAUCCUGGGCUUUGGUACUACAUUGGGACACAGUCGGAGAUUUUAGAGCACAACAGGGUUUUUGGUUUUGGAAUGGCUUUUGGUGGUGCAGGUUUUGCUAUAAGUUACCCUCUGGCAAAAGUUUUGGCAAAGGUUUUUGACUCUUGUAUAGAACGGUAUCCACAUCUCUAUGGAAGUGAUUCAAGGGUCUACUCUUGCUUGGCGGAGCUUGGAGUAGGUUUGACACAUGAGCCUGGUUUCCAUCAGGUGGAUAUUCGGGGUGAUGUGUUUGGUCUGUUAGCUGCACAUCCAGUGAGACCCUUGGUAUCCCUGCAUCACUUGGAUCACAUAAGCCCAAUCUUCCCAAACAUGACAACUACUAAAGCUAUAGAACAUCUAUUUGAAGCUGCAAAUGUUGAUUCCCAGAGGAUUCUACAACAAACAAUCUGCUAUGACAGAUGGUUUUCAUGGACCAUUUCUGUGUCAUGGGGUUAUGCUGUUCAAAUAUUCCCAAACCAUAUAUAUUUUCCAGAUGCUCUCAAUGUGCAAGAGACAUUCAGGCAGUGGAAAAAGGGAAAUGCUUUGUCAGGAGUCUAUAUGCUUAACACAAGAGAACUCCACCCUGACCCUUGUCGAAGGCCUACCAUUUUCUUUCUAGAUAGUAUAUAUUCCAAUUGCGAUGGAAUCAGGAGCAAUUACAAGCAGUCUUUUGCAAAUUGCUCACAUGACAAGGCUUCACCAAGGAAACUGCAGGAGAUCAGAGUACUCUCACAUAAGUUAGACCUUGAUAUUAAGCAGUUGCAGGCUCCAAGAAGGCACUGCUGUGAUGUUUUGCCUUCUGCUGUUGGUGAAGUGAUGGAAAUUGCAAUUAGAGAAUGCAAAGAAGAGGAAUUAAUUCACAUCCAUGCAUGACAGUGUCUGGUUUUUAUAGAGAGCUUGGUAGUUGCACAAUCGGUUUAGGCUUUAGAGCACUUCUGUCAUUGAGAAUUCUUCAUUGUUGUUGCCUUACUGGGAUUUAAGAUUAUCAGAGGAUCCCCCAGCAGAGCAAAACCCAAAUAUUUCUGAUUAUGAGAGAUCAAAGGAUAAAUUUGAGAAUUGUAUUGGAAAUAUCCCAACUUUGGUUACUCUGAGAAGAAUACUUGGUUUUGUUAACAUUUCAAGUAUUGUAAAGAAACUCAUCAAAGGAAAUUCUACUUCUAUAUUCCAAUUUUUGGA
This is a messenger RNA of Corylus avellana, 2988 nucleotides long. RefSeq names its product ERV-F (C)1 provirus ancestral Env polyprotein, putative (DUF604). NCBI's taxonomy places the organism in Eukaryota, Viridiplantae, Streptophyta, Magnoliopsida, Fagales, Betulaceae. The record is from RefSeq and is a predicted model, not a curated record.